Uranotaenia lowii is the source of this 8707-nucleotide messenger RNA. It is a transcript of the gene Arpc2, whose product is annotated as probable actin-related protein 2/3 complex subunit 2. Lineage: Eukaryota; Metazoa; Arthropoda; Insecta; Diptera; Culicidae. Gene Ontology annotation, biological process: Arp2/3 complex-mediated actin nucleation; actin filament polymerization. The coding region runs from base 848 to 1762 and encodes 304 amino acids. The transcript has 7 exons. Gene Ontology annotation, cellular component: actin cytoskeleton; Arp2/3 protein complex. Gene Ontology annotation, molecular function: actin filament binding; structural constituent of cytoskeleton. The record is from RefSeq and is a predicted model, not a curated record.
AUGUCAACACUCAUGCAAGCAGAGGGCCUUCUCUUUCCGGCAGCCGGCGAUUCAGAGGGCGCGUGAACGAAAGCCACCGAAGGCGGACCUGUCAAAAGAUGGGAACUGGAACUUGCUGACUGACUUCAUCGCAUGCAGACAUCGGCCCCGCAGCAGCAGAGCAGGAAGAACAGUCAUCGUCGACGUCUCUCGUGCAUAUCGAAUUGCAAAAGUGAAGUGAAAAAAGAACGAUCGCACCUUUUGCUCGCCAGUUUCGGUCGUGUCGGGAAAAGAAGGAAAAAGUGGUGUUUCACAAAUUUUAAAGCCAACGCGACUAGAUAACUGGGAGGCGUUCUCGGUUGGAGUUCCGAGUGUUAUUCGGUGGAUGGACGAAAGAUUGUGGGGAAGUUCUCCUUGACGGAACUGGGACGGCUCCGUGGCUGACUAGAGGCUGCGGCACUGGUAGUUUUUUUUUCUUUUAUCGACGUCAAGCCGCCCCCGGAAAGUGUCCGCUAGAGGUGGAUUACUUCUUAUUGCUGUAGUUUGUGUGUGUGCGCGGGAAAGAGAGGCAAGAUUGGUGGUCAACUUGUCGAGUGCGAAUUGUGGCUUUCCUGCGGGUUCUUGUUAUUCCUGUGUUUGUCCAAUUUUCCCGGGAUAGGGAAACGAAAAGUGCUAUUGCCCUAUAUUGUGGUUAACGUCAAAAGAGUCCGUGUGCGGACCGGAUGCUGUUCCAACUUGGCUGCACCUCGGGAGCCGUAAUCUGGGAUACUGAAUGAAAAGUUGAAAUUGGCCGUCUUUACGUCGGAUUGAACGUUCCCUUUCCCUUGGACAGACAGAAAGGCUACCUACUGCCUGACACCGGUACAAGAUGAUUUUGCUCGAAAUCAAUAACCGGAUCGUUGAGGAAACGCUCACCGUAAAGUACAAGAACGCCAUCGCAGGAAACAAGCCAGAAUCAAUUGAUGUCACAGUAGCAGAUUUCGAUGGGGUGCUGUUUCACAUUUCCAACAUCAAUGGUGACAAAACCAAAGUGCGAGUGAGCAUAUCGUUAAAGUUCUACAAACAGCUACAGGAGCAUGGGGCGGACGAACUGCUCAAACGCGAAUACGGCGACCUGCUGAUCACACCAGAAGACGGUUACAACGUGUCAGUACUGGUCGAUCUGGAGAAGAGCUCGGAAAACUGGGAAGAAACCGUACGGAAGGUAGGGCUGCUCAAGCGAAACUGCUUCGCCUCGGUUUUCGAGAAGUACUUCGACUUCCAGUCACAGGGCGAAGGCGAAGGCGAGGGUCAGAAACGAGCCGUAAUCAAUUACAGGAACGAUGAAACGAUGUAUGUUGAAGCAAAAUCGGAUCGAGUAACGGUGGUGUUUAGCACGAUAUUCCGUGACGAGGACGAUGUAGUGUUAGGAAAAGUGUUUAUGCAAGAACUGCGCGAAGGCCGAAGAGCAUCCCACACGGCACCGCAGGUCCUAUUUUCCCACAGGGAACCACCACUAGAGCUAGCCAAUACGGGUGCACGGGUCGGGGAGAAUAUCGGUUAUGUUACGUUCGUUUUAUUCCCAAGACAUACAUCAAAAGAAACGCGUGAUAAUACGAUAAAUUUAAUUCAUAUGUUCCGCGAUUACUUGCAUUAUCAUAUUAAGUGUUCGAAAGCGUACAUCCACUCACGAAUGCGAGCAAAGACGUCGGAUUUCCUGAAGGUGCUCAACCGUGCUCGACCCGAGCCGAAAACAACUGAAAAGAAAACUAUCACCGGCCGAACAUUUAUCAGAAAGGAAUGAUUUUGGAACUCAUCUGACAUCUAGUUGUUAAAUGUGUAAGUAAAUAUUUACUAAUAAACAGAAUGGAAAACCAUGCCAGAAAUUUGAAAAACCACUAGGAUCGCUAGUUCAAAUCGUUUUAUAUACCGGUGAUUUUUACCGGCGUUAAGCUAAAAUAGUGAAAACCAGGACUCUAAUGGGACAGAUUUUGAAAUUGCGACAUUUAUUAAACACUAAGCAUUUAAAAGCGUGCAAAAGCGAAUAAAAUCCCUAUGAUAAGAAAGGAAAAAAAUACAUGUAUUAAAACAUACAACCACUUCUGGAACGUAAAAUAUAGAAAGUUAGCAGUAAAUUCCUUAAUCGCCGCUGCCAAUAACAAAGAAAAAAGUAAAAAAUCACAGUUAUUAUAAAACUAAUUAUAAUAAAACCAUUUUUAAAGAAAUUUAAUUAUUUUAUUUAAAUAAAGAAACAAGUUGGAUUUAUCUUUACUGAGAAUCGGUCAAGCGCUAGUGAACCAUGUAUGCAAUAGUACUAAUCUUUAACGUAGAAAAUAAUUUCGGGGAAUUGGAGGCAUUGCGUAAGUGGCGAGUGAGAUGUUAUUUAGAAACAGCGUUAGUUUCUUUUACAGCUCGGGUCUAUUGGUUGGAUAUAAAUUUGUAACACAUUGGCUGAUCGAAAAAAUACGAUUGAGGUUGUUCCUACGUCUUGGCAUUGGUUACAAAAAAAAUCUAAAGAAAUUGAAAAAACUAUAGAGCCAGUAUGUUACAAAGUUUUACUCAUGCCAGUCAUCAGGAUUGAGAAUACAAGUAUAUAGUAGGUACCCGGUGCUGAAAAAGAAGAAUUAACACAUACUAACCUUUAGCGUAUAAGCGCCUACUCCAGAUACCCAGACUGAUCAGUGGCGCUUGAAUCCAUACAACUACAAGUCGCCCAGAAUCAUACGCCAUCUGUCGGGGCAUCGUGAAACUACUGUGCUUCAUCAAGAAAAAAAAUUACACUUGAUAAUUAACAAGCCAAAUGAAAACCGUCUUGAUUGAAUCACCUAUUAGUAUUUAAAAUUCUAUCUCAAAUAUUUUCACUAUCGUUUUUGUCUUCAAUGUUAAUCGUUUACUUUAAUUUACUGUAUCACAAUUAGAGAUGAAUGUUAUACAAACAAUGACUGUUGAUCGAUUGAGAUGAAAAAAAAAAUACAAACGCAACGUUAUAGCGGUCCUUAGUUCAGAGCCAAUUAAUUUUGAGAUUCAGUUUUGAUUUCAAAAUUAAUUUAUCCGGCUGAGUAACAGUAUGAAAAUUAUAAUGUCUGUUAUAAAUAAUUCAUUGAAUUCGGAAUAGUUCGUCUUAAUCUGAAAGGUUGACUGCGACCAAAAAAAAUACAAACUAUAUAUAACUCCUUGAAAAACUUGAAUUCUAAUUUACCUUAACUGUUUCUUGGCUCGUACCUAGAUAGAUUUGAGGAGUGAAAUAAGUUAUUCACAUAUUGAAUAAUAUCUAAAUGUGAUGAAUGUAUUGAUAAGAUCUUUAAUCCUAUUUGCCGCCGGAAGUUUUCGUGAUAUAAUGCUGCUAGUUUCACUAAAACUUAUAAAUUUUUGGAAAAAUAACCUCAGAAACGACCGUGUUUAUCGACCGGGUAUUUUUCCCUGCUCAAAUGUGCGUGAGAAAUGUCAAAAAAGCAACUAUAAUGACCAUUUCGUGUGAGUUUUCAUUACGUCGUAUGAAUCAUCUUGAAAAUUCACAGAAAAUUUCUUCAAAAGUUAUCAAAACAACAUUAAAAUUUGUAUUUCACAUAUAGAAUAUGUUGUCCAGGCUACAAAUAUUUUAAAUGGAAUGAAGUUGCUGCUAGUUUAAGUCAUUUUUUUGUUUUUUUCGUAAUAAAACUGUUUGUUUACAUUUUGUUUCAUAUGACGUAAUGAAAGCUCACGCGAGAUUUUGGCAUAAUUCUGGACUGGACUGGACUGGAAAAUUAACCUUAAAAGCGACCAUGUUUUUAGACUUUUUCCCCAUCUUAAUCCGUACACGAGAGCAAGUGCGCGUGAGAAAUGUCAACUUAAAAAUCUUUUAUUCGAAAAAUAAUUGUUGAAAAACUACACUGAAUUUGGAAUAUUUCAAAUCCAUUUCUUUUUGCUUCCGAAGUUUUUUCACCUUUGAAAUUCAACCAAAUUCUUUGAUUCAAAGUUUUGUUAAAACCAUAUUUCGAAAGUAAUUAUUUUACUAAAUGAAUCCAUUCUUCAAAAAACUAUAAUUUUGAACAAGGGUAAUUUUAAUGUUCCUUAACCGAUGCCAACUAAACUUAUAUAUCGAUUUCAAUGCUUUUCCACACCACCAAAACGAAUUUUAAAUGGUAAAAGAACAGUACUAUCUUGAUGCAAACGAAAGUCAUUUUUAUUUUCUUGUCGUUUUAUGGAAUGUCAAAUAGCGUAUGUCUGUGUGAGUGAAUUCAUUUGAUGUUUUGAUUUUGAUGUGACGAAUUCACGUUUGUUUUAUUUUAACCAUGGAUAAAAUCAAUUACAUGUGCGAUAUUCAAAAAAUGAUUCGAAAUUCAACCAAAAAAAUUAUAAUGAAAAAAUAACUUAACAACAGAACAGGAGAAGCUAAGCUAUUCUUACUAAGCAGACUCGGAUGAUUGAAAUUUUUUGUCAAGAAUCAUCAUUAUGUCAACCAACGCACUUUGUUAGAUAUUGUACUAAAUUUUCAGGAAAAUGCAUCAUCUCGAAGCCAAAAAUAUUGUUUCCACAACUGCCUUUUCCAGUGGGUGGUAAAAGGGCUAGUUUGAUAUCCAAGUUUAGUUAGAUAUUUUGAAAAGAAGACAUCUCUCGAAUGUGACAAAAUUUUUCAUAGAAAGGGAAGUUUUAGGUUUUAUUGGAGAAAAAAAGUAAAUAAAAAUCUGACACCGUUUUUUUGUUGUAGAUGGUGACUUAAUGGUAUAUUUCGUUGUUGCGAUUUGCAUUAAGCUUCUUCUGUUAACAGAACAUUGCUUUACAAAUUUUGUAAAUAUCACCUCUACUUUUGUUUUAUUCAGUUCUUGUAAACUUUUUCAAAUGCGGCAAUACGGCUAGGUGAAGGGUUUUGAGAAACUCUAACUGAAACAGAUUGUUCAACAUAAUUUUGUAAGAAUCUCGUCCAUUCAACUGAUUUAACAGUUCUAAACAGUAGUAUAAUUUAAAGCCACAUUCAAUAUACUGUAGUUUUGCAAUAUACAAUCAGUGGAAUGAUUUUAUGAUGUCAUUUGUCGUUUUCUCAACAAGUCCUCAAUCGUUUUAUAACUAUUUACAAAUAAUUGGUUUUGUCACAAUAUUUUUCUACCAGGGAAACUUGAACUUACCCUUGACGGUGGUUUCGGGAUUAACGAAAUCUUGCAGUUGAAAGUGAUCUUCACAAAUGAAGCCAAAGAUGUCAUAAAAUGGUUAUUUUUCAACCACAACGCAAUAAGGAAGUGGUGCAGAAAAUCUCAAGUUUUCAUUCAAUUUUCAUUUCUGUUGAAGUCGAUGUAUUUUUUGUGAGCUUUAUGGUUGAAUUUUAACCAUAUUUGGUUAAUGCGCUCCAAUUCAAAAACGGUUCUUCAGUGGUUUUAGAAAUAUAUCGUGUUAUUUUUUUUCUAUCAAAAGUAGGUAAUCAUAAACGACCGUGUUCAUCGCUAGAUGUAAAAAAAAACAUAUAGCACAAUGCAAAUGUGUGUGUGAUAUAUCGAGAUUUUUCCUUUUGUGUGUGUGGCCGUUAGUUUCACGAUAACCCGUAGAUAGCGCUGCGGAACAAGCGCCAAAAUCAGCCUUCAGUGGUUAGUCUGGGUAUCUGGUGUCUGCGGUAUAAGGUUAUAUACGGGCGAUAGUAUUGCCGAAAAAUAGGCCUCAGCCAUAACCUCAAAUUCAGAUUUGCUGGCGGCCUCACCAGUGAUGCUAGGUGCGUAACUAAAAUCAGUAUUUGCUUGUUUUAAACUAAUUAUAAUAUUUCAGAAUUGAUUAAAUUUUUUAACUAUCAACAGCUAAUCGCUUGAAUUCAUUACGGGGCAUCCUUAAAUGGAUGAAGAUAAGCCAUCUUUUGCUAAUGAAUUUUCUAGGUAAAUUCAAAACAUCUGAAAUAUAUUUUCAUGUACUGAGCUUGGUAGAUUAAAAAAGAGUUGUUUCUAACUUCUUAACAAAUGCAAAAUCAUUCACUGUUACAAACAAGUAAAUUAAUGAAAUCCCCGUUUAUUUUGACUUUGAAAAUAAUUGUUUACAUGCUCUGAUUAUUUUAAACAUAUCCACAUAAUUCGCUACAUCGUUUAAGUGUGCGAUACAGUAAGUUGUUAUUUCGUUUAGAUAUAUGAUGCGUUUAAUUUCACAUUCAAAUGGAAAUCUACGGGAAAGUUGCAUGAAAAGGUUUAACAAUAACAAUGUAAAUUAAAAAAUAUAAUCAUUUUCAAAAUAUCUAUACAGUUGGCACCCCUGAAAACCCAAAAAAAUCAAAACACGAAUAUCUGUGUAUCGCUUUUUCACAGGGCGAAUUGGUCGAUAUAAGUACCAGAAAAUCGCGUUUAUCGUACGCCCUUCUCAAAAAUCGAUUCUGUUCUCCCAUGGUUUGAGGUUAGGGCUGAGGCCUCCUGCUAAGGGUGUGUUCGUGUAGAACUGUCAAUAUAUCCUAAUGGAAAACCUACAUAAUAGAGCGAUAUCUGCUCUCCUCCUCUCGUCGGUGUCUUUGUGUAGAGAGAUAAAAUCUAAGAAAUGUGUCGCACAAUUCCGAGAUUAUGUACUUUGACCCACGAUAACGACGCAAAAUUUAUAGAAAUAACAUAAGAAAAAGUUGAUCAAAGAGUAAAGGUUCGUAUCCCCUAAGUCGUUAGUGUAGACAACUGAAAGCCGUACAGACUUUAUAAAACAAAUAGACUACCAUACUAAACCAAUGUUGUUUACGAUGUAGUCAGUUGGACAGUCUACCAGAAAAGCACUUAUGAUAAUUAGAUAUUAGAAAUCGUGUAAAGUUAUGUUACAGUUUGUGACUAAUACCAGCUAGAAAAAGGGUUGCAAUGACAUUGUAAGGACUCGUUCCCACUAGGAGACAGUUGGUUUCGAGUCAGUCUCAAUGUCUCCCAUUUCCUUCAAGAGACACUGAGACUGUCUCAUGUUUCCAGCAACAACAACAGCCAACAAAAUUCCGUCUGGCAACUAAAAUCGAGCAUUUGUCGCCUAGUGUGGACUACACGCUCGGCCAUGUUGAACCAUAAAUGCUUGAAAAAUAACCAUAAUCGAAGUUUUGUGGAUCAAGUCAUUUUAUGAGUUUUCAGUGAAAACUCAUAAAAUGAGAUUUGGAGGAGAACUUGGAUUAUGGUUAUUUUGUAAACAUGGUCGAAAAAGUAAAAAUCUGCAGAAAAUCGAGGAUUUUUAUAUUUCAUUUGCUUAAACAUAAAAAAAAAUCAAAGGAAGAGACCAUGUAUAAUAGCACAAUUAAAUCCGUGUUAUUUUCAAAAAAGCUUUUAUUGGAAAAUGGAAUUACUAAAGGGUUGUGUGGUAAUAUGUGUCGAUCACGACAGGGUUCAAAUAAUAUUUUAAGUCGGCCACUUCCGGAUGAUCCGCUGGUUCUAACUCCCCGGUGACUGCACCCGAUGCUGAGCCCGUUUUGCCCUUUUCCAGUGCUGUUCUUCUACCAGCAGCUCAGGAUGGGACAGACUUGCCGAAUUAGACGAAGCCCCUCAUCAUUCUUAUCAUCUGCAAUAAAAAGAUAAAAAAAAUGAUUCUUUGAAAUGUUCCAUGGAACAAUGUAAACAAAAUAGAAAUAUAAAAAAAAUGUAGCCAGCUUACCUUUUAAUUGGAAGAUUCCAAAGAUGUGUAGUUCAAGCAACUUUUCAAAUAAACCGGGGUUUCGCCCCCGGUGCGCAGAUGAAAAGCCACAGUUUCUAGGGGGAGGAGCAUUCGUCUUUUUUACACCACUAUCUCGUUGGUGUUGCUGCUGGAAGUUCCUGAUACGAAUCCUCUUGAAGCUUCAGAUUCACCACCCGAACGGGACUGUUUUCCUUUGAAACUGCUAGCCAUUUAGAGCAGCUGUGGUCCACCACGAUGGUGUUAAAUUUUCGGAACCGCUCGUUCUGUUUGAGAAAAAAAAAUUUGGAGGUUAUUGACGAGGGGGAUUUGGAGGAUGUGAAAUAUAAUUUCAAAUUGUCAUCACUAUAUUGUUUAAUUCUCCAUACUUACCCGAUAUAUGAUCAAAUAAUCCUCCGGGAGCUGCAUAAUAACUAAAAACUCUAUAAAACCCGACCCACAGCCGUAGAAAACAAACAACCGAACUGCGCGUCCAAUAAUGGCAACUUUUUUUUCAAACAAAUUGCGUUUAAAAUUUAACCAUUUUCUAAGUUCACCACCAGAACUUAGGAAAUGCUUGAAAUUCAACCGAACACAAUGGUUGAAAAAUAACAAUAAUGACAGUCUUGUCGGAAAAACCAUGAAAUGGUUCAAAAAAAGUCAUUUAUGGUUGAAAAAAAUGAGCGUGUAGGCUUCAGACAUCAUCGUCAUUUGUUCACACACAAAAAAUCAUAGUCACUAUGCAGGGAAUGCAGUCGCUUUGCUAUGGGGCAAUGUGAAUAGAUUAGGUAAACUAAAUAAUUUUCCAAAUCAAUACAGAAGAACUCAUCGAACAAACCUUCAUGCGAAUCGUUUAAACAAAAAAAAAAAUCACGGUAAGCCUUUAUGGCUGUUGCAAUUUAGGAUCGUAACUCGCAUCGUAAACCUGAAAGUCAAAAGGAUAAAAAUUAAUGAUCAAAUGAAAUGUUAAUAUAGCACUUCUAAUGCUGUGGCUUGAACGAGAGAUGCAAAAUCACUGUAAACUAUCUGAAAGCAAAUAAAAACCAAUACUGAAUUGCUAAAACUUUAGGAAAAGAAAGGACAAAGACGAACAAAAAUGAUGGCCGAAAUUUUGAAAACGCAAACUUCUUCGAGCAUAGAGACGAGGAACCGAAGAAACAAAUUAAAUUUAAUAAACUGAAACUUGUAAGAUACAUAUAAA